UUUUCAAUUAUUAGCAAUGUUCCAAAGAUUAUCUCACUCUAAUAUAGCAGUUUUGCUGUUGCAAGAGUGAAGCAGUCGCAUUGAAAUAAAUUAUACAUGGCUUUCAAUCAAAAUUGUCACAAAUAAAACUAGAAUCUGGAAUGCACAGUUUUAGUGGACGUGUCGACAUCGAAAGACUUACCAUAAUUUUUUAAAAAAAUAAUACUAUCAUUUUAUAACAAUGAUUUAAUAAAAGUAGACGCGAAAUACUAAAUUUAUAAGAAUAAAAAAAAAUUAGUAAGGAGUUUUUAAUAUAUAACGAAAUAUCGACUUGAAUUUAGACGAAAUUAUUGCUCGUAUUUUAUGUAAACAAAGAAUAAAUAUACUUGAAUUAAACAAUGUCUGCAAUUGUGUGAACAAAAGGGGCGUUAAUGUUGUCUCAUACGAUUGCUUUUACAAAGUUUUUUACACUUAAAAGAUUUAAAAUGGUCGGUGUGAGUAGGGACGCGCCACUGGGUGUACAGUGCAUACAGAAAUUGUAUAUCAAACUAUGUCCUAGACUGCAGAUCAACAGAUUGAGAUGGUACCAAGUCAGCGUCCUAAUACUGACCUACUUCACGUAUAUGACGUACCAUUUGACGAGGAAACCUAUAUCGGUGGUCAAAAGCGUCCUCCAUCAGAACUGCAGUAGUCUGACACCGCCCCCCGACGUCGACCCGACCGAUGACCAAUGGUGUAAUUGGGCGCCGUUCAAUACGACGGACGCGAACACGUUAUUAGGAACAUUGGAUUCCGCCUUCCUGUUCUCAUACGCGGGCGCCAUGUUUGUUUCUGGCAUGAUAGCCGAGAGAGUGGACUUACGCUAUUUCCUCUCCCUGGGCAUGCUCACGUCGGCCAUAUUUUGCUAUCUGUUCGGCAUCGGACGAACAUACAAUAUUCAUAACAUUUAUUAUUAUUUAAUCGUUCAGGCUGGAGCCGGUAUCGCCCAGACCACUGGCUGGCCGGGCACCGUUGCCACAGUAGGUAAAUGGUUCGGGAAUACAAAGAAAGGAUUGAUAUUCGGCGUUUGGAACUCUCACACGUCGCUUGGUAACAUUUUGGGUACCCUCAUGGCAGCCGAAUACGUGGACAAAGACUGGAGCCUCUCAUUCAUAUACCCUGGCCUCAUGAUGGGCGCGGUCGGCUUCGUGAUCUGGCUGUUUCUCGUCCCGGAACCUAAAUACGUGGGUCUGGUUCCCGGAGAAAGGAAUACUCCCAUCAGACAAUGCACCAAGUCUGAUGAAGAGGAUGAAGCAGAAAUCGUCAGCCACGAUGCUGAACCGACCCAAGUUCUAGUCGGAGACCAGGGUGCAAGUCUGAGAAGUAACAGAUAUUCGGCUAACACGCAACACGAGGAGCCCACCGAGCACACCUCGCUGCUCCGCCGCCCCUCGCUCUCCGGGAGCAGCGCCGUGUCUCUGUCCAGGGCGCUCUCCAUCCCAGGAGUGGUGGAGUUCUCUCUCUCGUUAUUCUUCGCCAAACUAGUCAGCUAUACGUUCUUGUAUUGGCUGCCGUUGUACAUAAAGACAUCGACUAACCUAACAGCCAAGCAAUCUGGCAAGCUAAGCACAGUGUUCGACGUGGGCGGGAUUGUGGGCGCGAUCCUGGCGGGGCUCGUGUCCGACUGCACGGGCUGUCCCGGAAUCGUCUGCGUGGUUUUUUAUAUGCUCUGCGCGCCCUCGCUCCUCGUUUACCAGACCUGGGGAGCCAGCUCGUAUACACUGAACGUUUGGCUGUUGAUAUUAAGCGGUGUGCUCGUGAAUGGUCCUUACGCGCUCAUCACCACUGCCGUUAGCGCGGAGUUGGGUACACACAGCAGUCUAGCUGGAAAUUCCCAGGCUCUGGCGACGGUCACCGCCAUCAUUGACGGCACCGGGAGCGUUGGUGCGGCAAUAGGGCCUAUGCUGGCCGGCAUCGUCUCCAGUUCGGGGUCGUGGUCCUACGUGUUCUACAUGCUCAUAGCGUGUAACUACAUGGCGCUGUUCCUCUUAUUAAGGAUAGCGAAAUCGGAAAUAGCCAAAUUGAGACAGGAGAGACGCAUAGCAUCACCUCCUAGAGUCAGAAUAGAAUAAUUUUUAUUAUUUAUAAUUAAAAUAAUCAAAACGGUUUUUAACGAAAUAAAUAAAAAUAUUAACGAAACGGACAAAGAGAUUUGCACUGCCAAAAUUCUGCCAACUGUGAGUUCGUGUAAUGAAUUAAAAAAAAUAUAAAAAACACCAGUUUUAAAUACUUUAAAUUCUGCAAAAAAAAAACAAUGUUAAAUUGACAAACAAACCCAUAAGAUUUUAGAACUGUAUCGUCAGCGCAAAAGUGGCCCAAGCAUACCUGAGCUUAGAGUAAAAAGCUUACAGUUUAUAGUAAGUAUGGAGACAAUGAGGUCUGAAUUUACUUUCACACUGCCUCAUAGGCAAAAACAAAACGCGCAAAAAUAAUGUUGACAGAGCCAUCUGUUGUCUACGGGCGAAACUAGGGAUAGGCCGGUUUUGCAUCAAAAUUUAUUAUGUUUUAAAUAAAUUGCAAUAUAGUAAAACCACAAAUGUGAAAAAAUUUAGGAUAGGCCACUUUUGGGCUGACCUCAUUUGUGGCGACAAACGCAUGAGUCUUGAUAAGGUCGAAAUAUAUGUACGUAUGUUUUCAAAAAACGAUGUACGCUGAAUUCGACCAGUGAAGUGUGCUUAAAGUAUUUGUAUUCCUAAUUAUAUGUAUAACUCAGACUAAGUGAGAAUAGUAAUUAAAUUAUUAUAAUAAUACGAUUAAUUGAAAUAUUGAAUUUAGACUAUAGGUUCUUCUUGUCUAUUCAAGUAAACAAAUCUAUAGAUUUUCUUGAUUGCGAACAUAAGAAUACAUUUAAUUAAAUUUUUGAGCAUCUUAACUGAGAUUUUAAAUUGUAAUUCAAAUAAUUGAGAGUUUUAAUUGUAAGUUAAUUAUUAUCAAUUAGUUAUAAUAAUUCAAUUAAUUGAAAUAUUGAGUAUGAGGUUCUUAUCUUCAUAAUCAUACAAUCUAUGGAUUUUUUUGUUUGAGAACAUAAAUAUACAUUUAAUUCAAUUUUUUAGCAUUUUAAUUGUGUUUUUAAAUUGUAAUUCAAUUAAUUGUAAUAGUGAGAGUUUUAAUCGAAUGCCUAUUUUAAUAUAGUAAAAAUUCUUAAGUUAAAGAGUGGUUCAUUUAAUUCAUUCAAUCAAUUGAAUUUUUACAAACGAAUUCAUAUCAAACAUUUGACUUGGAAUUAUUUAAGCGAGGUAAUUACACGUCGUACAAGUUUAGUUCGGAUGACAGUUUUUCAUACAAACAGAUUAAUUUAAUUUUUGUUUUUCCAAUGAAUAGUGUAUUUUAUAUGUUCCUUAAAACGUAUCAUUGAAUUGAGGAUUGAUAAGCGGAGUGUAGCUUAUCGUGAAGGAAUAUGGCGGCAUCCAUAGCCUGCUCUGAACCGGUAAUAGAACGCGAAACAUUUAGACACACACGAAAAACGAGAAGUAUUUAUGUUCGUUUGUUUUAAGUAAGUGAAUGUUGUUUUGUAAGUUAUAGGCAGCAUUUGUUGUCCUUACGACACACGAAACCGCCAUUGCUGCUCCGAAUACUGGCUGUGUUUUAAUUAAAGGAUGUGUUUUCUUAGAGCAGUGUGUAUUCAAAGUUGAAACGGUUUUACACCGACCCUCAUCGUUAAGGACAUGGCAGCGAAAAACCGCCAUUAUGAGUAUUAAAUGAAAAUUUCGUGGAAAUUUCAUUAUGUAGGACUAUUUAUGCUGUGUGAAAUUAAUUGGUGAAAAUAGCAUCGACAUUCAUUUCAAAAUGGCGUUGUGGUUGUCUAUCUCGCACACCGUUGUUUUAAUUGUUGUGACGUCAAGAGUUGAUAGUGUAACGCUACCGCAGGGUCACUAAUUAAAAUUCUUCUAAUUGAAUUCUGUAAAAUAAUAUUUAAAAAAAGUAGAUUUUAGAAAGUCCUCUGUAUUCGAAUGCAAGCAAUUUUAUUUUAUUUUAGUAUUUCGAAAUAACUAAAAUGUUUGUAUUAUUUUAUUUUAAUGAAAUAUUUUAUUGUAGAGUGCAAUUUAAUGUUAUCAAGAAUAUUUAUUGGAUGUUCCAUUAAUAAUUGAAUUAAUCAUCUCAUAAUAUUUUUUCAAUUAAGAUUUUUUAUGAAAAUUAAUAAUAAUGUACAAAUGAAUACAUUCAGAAAGUUCCUUAAAGAUCGAUAUCAUACUGCCUUCGUUUAAAAUUUUUCGUUUUCGUUCGAUAUUUGAAAAGGAACUUACUUUUUUCCUGGCAAUACAAAUACGACUCCACAUAGAUGUAGAAAUAAUACAAUAUUAUGUUUUGAUAUCGAGGGGUGAAAUGUUAUUUAGAUUAAGCGACAUUAUUGCAACUACACAGGAGUGCCAUUUAAAAUUUGGAAAAAUAUCAUGACAAAAAAAAUACUUCAGCUAUUUAAAUGGAGUUCAAUUCAAAACAUCGUACUGUUGAUGCUAAUAUCAAAUAAAAUGCACUUUCAAUUACAAAGAUAAAUGUCGCCUAAACCAAUCAGCUUUUCACCCUUGUAAAAUGAGCUGACAGGAAAAAAAAGUCUAAAUAAUAUAUUUUUCUACAAAUGUUUUAUUGACGAUUUAUUGUUGGCAAGUGUACGAAAGAAUCAUUCAAGCAAAUGUUGUAUUUUGAAAUGGCCGUGACCCGUGAUUCCAACAAGCUGUUUGUCGUGAAGAAGGGAGAAGACGUUUGUGUAACGCCAUUUAUGGUUAAUGCAUUUUUUUUUUCGUAUAAUAAAUGACAGGGUCUAUUGAA
Molecule: messenger RNA, 4785 nt
Organism: Bombyx mandarina (wild silkworm)
Lineage: Eukaryota; Metazoa; Arthropoda; Insecta; Lepidoptera; Bombycidae
Gene: MFS16
Product: major facilitator superfamily transporter 16
Biological process (GO): transmembrane transport
Cellular component (GO): membrane
Molecular function (GO): transmembrane transporter activity
Source: RefSeq, a predicted model, not a curated record